Messenger RNA from Myodes glareolus (Bank vole), 4747 nucleotides. RefSeq names its product EPH receptor A5 (gene Epha5). Gene Ontology annotation, biological process: ephrin receptor signaling pathway; protein phosphorylation; axon guidance. NCBI's taxonomy places the organism in Eukaryota, Metazoa, Chordata, Mammalia, Rodentia, Cricetidae. Gene Ontology annotation, molecular function: ATP binding; transmembrane-ephrin receptor activity; protein binding. The record is from RefSeq and is a predicted model, not a curated record. Gene Ontology annotation, cellular component: plasma membrane; dendrite.
GGGUCCGCGCUGCAGCCCGCUCCGCUCGCCGCACCGCCCGCGUCAGCGCUCAGCCCUCAACGUUUUGACUUCCCCCUGCCGGCCUCUCCAGUCUCUAGAUCGCUGCCUUUGCUCCACUCUCCUUGCUGUUUGCCACACCACGCUAGCUCUACUAUUCUCCCGUUUAUCCAUAGGCACCCCUGCUUGCAUUUCCCCCGCUCCUUUAUAUGGAAAGCAUCAUUUUGAUUUAGGAUGAGGCGUCUUUUUUAAUCUCGCCCGUUUCAGCACGGAAGACUGAAAGGGAACCUUGACCACCACUCCAACCCUGGUGGCACUUAAAAAAAAAUCACAAUUUUAAAAGAAAGAACAAGAAAAAAGAAAAGUCUUAAGAGGCAAAGGAGCGGAACUCGGGACCCUCUGCAGACCCUUGAUUGUGACCACCCAGGACUAUACUAGUCAUCAGAACUCCUAAUUCAUCCCAUUCAACUGAAAGGGAGGGCGCCUGGAGCUAGAAGCAAACUUCGGUGGUCUCCCUGGAUCCCUGAAUCCCGCAUUUGGAGGGGUCGAGCGCCAGAAAACACAGGACCCCACCAGGAGGAGGAGUCCCGCGUCUCUCUCUUCUCCCACCAAGCCUGAACCUUAGACUGAGACACGCGGGAUAUAGAGAAGGAAAGAGGGUAGUAGAAGAUGCGGGGCUCCGGGCCCCGCGGUGCGGGACGCCGACGGACCCAGGGCAGAGGUGGCGGCGACGACAACCCCCGCAUCCCUGUCUCUCUGGCAGGCUGCUAUUCUGCACCUCUUAAGGGUCCCCUCUGGACGUGCCUCCUCUUGUGUGCGGCGCUCCGGACCCUUCUGGCCAGCCCCAGCAAUGAAGUGAAUUUAUUGGACUCACGCACUGUCAUGGGGGACCUUGGAUGGAUUGCUUUUCCAAAAAAUGGGUGGGAAGAGAUUGGCGAAGUUGAUGAAAACUAUGCCCCUAUCCACACAUACCAAGUAUGCAGAGUUAUGGAACAGAAUCAGAAUAAUUGGCUGUUGACAAGUUGGAUAUCCAAUGAAGGUGCUUCCAGAAUCUUUAUUGAACUCAAAUUUACUCUAAGGGAUUGCAACAGCCUUCCUGGAGGCCUGGGCACAUGUAAGGAGACAUUUAACAUGUAUUAUUUUGAAUCCGAUGAUGAGAAUGGAAGGAACGUUAAAGAGAACCAGUACAUCAAGAUUGAUACCAUUGCUGCUGAUGAGAGCUUUACAGAACUAGAUCUUGGAGACCGUGUCAUGAAACUCAAUACGGAGGUCAGAGAUGUAGGACCUCUGAGUAAGAAGGGAUUUUAUCUCGCUUUCCAAGACCUCGGGGCUUGCAUUGCUCUAGUGUCUGUGCGUGUGUACUAUAAAAAAUGUCCUUCUGUGGUAAGACACUUGGCUAUCUUCCCGGACACCAUCACUGGGGCUGAUUCUUCGCAGUUGUUAGAGGUGUCAGGUUCCUGUGUCAACCAUUCUGUGACAGAUGAUCCUCCCAAAAUGCACUGCAGUGCUGAAGGAGAGUGGCUGGUUCCCAUUGGGAAAUGCAUGUGUAAGGCUGGAUAUGAAGAGAAAAAUGGCACCUGCCAAGUGUGCAGACCUGGGUUCUUCAAAGCCUCUCCUCACAGCCAGAGCUGCAGCAAAUGUCCACCUCACAGUUACACCCAUGAGGAAGCUUCCACCUCUUGUGUCUGUGAAAAGGAUUAUUUCAGGAGGGAAUCUGAUCCGCCCACAAUGGCAUGCACAACUCCCUCGCCAGUCACCAACGUGAAAAGGGGAAAGAUUGCAAAGAACAGCAUCUCUUUGUCUUGGCAAGAGCCAGAUCGCCCCAAUGGAAUCAUCCUGGAGUAUGAAAUAAAGUACUUUGAAAAGGACCAAGAGACCAGCUACACAAUUAUCAAGUCUAAAGAGACCACUAUUACUGCAGAGGGCCUGAAGCCUGCGUCUGUGUAUGUCUUCCAAAUUCGAGCACGAACAGCAGCAGGCUACGGUGUCUUCAGUCGAAGAUUUGAGUUUGAAACCACACCAGUGUUUGCAGCAUCCAAUGAUCAAAGCCAGAUUCCCAUCAUUGCAGUGUCCGUGACAGUGGGAGUCAUCUUGUUGGCAGUGAUGAUUGGCUUCCUCCUCAGUGGCAGUUGCUGCGAGUGUGGCUGUGGAAGGGCUUCUUCCCUGUGCGCUGUUGCGCAUCCAAGCCUAAUAUGGCGGUGUGGCUACAGCAAAGCCAAGCAGGAUCCAGAAGAGGAAAAGAUGCACUUUCAUAAUGGGCACAUUAAACUGCCAGGGGUGAGAACCUACAUUGAUCCGCACACCUACGAAGACCCCAAUCAAGCUGUCCAUGAAUUUGCCAAGGAGAUCGAAGCUUCAUGCAUCACCAUUGAGAGAGUCAUCGGAGCAGGUGAAUUUGGUGAAGUUUGUAGCGGACGUUUGAAACUACCAGGAAAAAGAGAAUUACCUGUGGCUAUCAAAACUCUUAAAGUAGGAUAUACUGAGAAGCAGCGCAGAGAUUUCCUGGGUGAAGCAAGUAUCAUGGGACAGUUUGAUCAUCCGAACAUCAUCCAUCUAGAAGGUGUUGUGACCAAAAGCAAACCUGUGAUGAUAGUGACAGAGUAUAUGGAGAACGGCUCCUUGGACACGUUCUUAAAGAAAAACGAUGGCCAGUUCACUGUGAUUCAGCUUGUUGGCAUGCUGAGAGGCAUCGCUGCAGGAAUGAAGUACCUUUCUGACAUGGGCUACGUGCACAGAGACCUUGCUGCUAGGAACAUCUUAAUCAACAGUAACCUUGUGUGCAAAGUGUCUGACUUUGGGCUUUCCAGGGUACUAGAAGAUGAUCCUGAGGCAGCCUACACCACAAGGGGAGGCAAAAUUCCAAUCAGAUGGACUGCCCCAGAAGCAAUAGCUUUUCGAAAGUUCACCUCUGCCAGUGAUGUCUGGAGCUAUGGAAUCGUAAUGUGGGAAGUUGUAUCUUAUGGCGAGAGACCCUACUGGGAGAUGACCAAUCAGGAUGUGAUCAAAGCAGUGGAAGAAGGCUACCGCCUGCCAAGUCCCAUGGACUGUCCUGCUGCUCUCUAUCAAUUAAUGCUGGAUUGCUGGCAAAAAGAUCGAAAUAGCAGGCCCAAGUUUGAUGAAAUAGUCAACAUGCUGGACAAGCUGAUACGAAACCCAAGUAGUCUAAAGACAUUGGUUAAUGCAUCAAGCAGGGUAUCUACUUUGUUGGCUGAGCAUGGUUCUCUGGGGUCUGGGGCCUACAGAUCAGUAGGUGAAUGGCUGGAAGCAAUCAAGAUGGGCCGGUAUACAGAGAUUUUCAUGGAAAAUGGAUACAGUUCAAUGGACGCUGUGGCUCAGGUGACCUUGGAGUGAGUAAUUUUUCUAAUCAUUUUUACAUAAAUGUUGGGGCAAGAAAAGUAUAUGCAGACAACAGAGUGGAUACAAUCAAGGGAGAACAGUUAAGCUGUGUCCAUAUGUGGCAGCUUUCAAAGAAGCCUCAUCUUUUUCAGCCUGUAUUAUUAACAGCUGCAUGGUUCAUGCUUCCCGUGACCAGUAACUUUGCAUUCUUGUGCAUCAAACAAACAAUAUUUGAGUUUUGGAUAAUUGGAAUUACAACUUCAUGACAAAGUACUGGUACUUUAUGUUGUGGAAAAUUAUGUUUCCUUGAUGAGUUUCUAUAUGGAUACUUACGUUAUAUGAAUGUAAAUAUAAAGCAAAAGAAACUGUAAGCACAAUUGGUGUGGUUAGUCCUGUGUAACAAAACAAAAAAAAACAAAAACUGAAAGAACAUACCCCUAAAUGACAGCUUUCUGCAGUCAAUAACCAGGUAACUACUUAAACCAAGUUUCUCUGGCAGGAAGCUCAUUUAAUAUCCACAUGGUGCAACUUACAUUCUUGAAGUCUCAGAAUAUGUUAGAGCCUGCCUCUGAUGUGUUGUUAUUUGGUACAAUCUCAGUGGAACCAAUUGUGCCCUUUUCUGUUUGCACGUUUAAGAUACAAUUUAGCAAAUCCUAUUAAAUAAAACUCACUAGAGCUAAGUAUCGAAUUGUUUAAGGCUAAAAGUCAUUUGUACUUUAUUAUAUGCUCUUUAUGUGUAAUUAUUUUAGCCUAAUCAUUAUUUGUGAAAUUAAUAGUCCUAUUAUUGUGGUUCCAUCUAGAUUACAUCUUAAUUAAUAAUGUUUUAACCUGUGAAAUCAUGAUAACUGACUUCAAAUGACCUGAAAAUGUAAAGGUUAAAAUUUUGUUUUAAAAUUUUUAAAAGGUUAGGAUGUUCUAAGUCACUAAAACACCAUCUGAACUUCAUCUCUUCAUGUAAUAUUGAUACUGACUGGUUCUGUAGACAUCCUUAGCUAUCAUUUUGGCUUGUUUGAUUCAUUCAAUUCAUUGCUCAUCACCACAAAAGGUAACAGGGUACCAUUACUUAUUAUGGACUAAUAUCAGAGCACUGUCUUCCUUCAUACUGAUAACUUAACAUACAUAAUAUCACAACCACUUGGCUUGCUUUCUUAGUUCGCUUAAUCCCAUUCUCACAGUUACUAUUAAAUCACAUCUAGAAAGCAUGAAUGUUUUGUCCAUUAUUUUUUGGAUUCUCAAGAAAUUCAUUUGUGCUGUAAACAGUAUACUUAAAUAUAUUACUGAUGAUUUAAAACUAUUUUUACAUAAUUACUAUUUAAUUUUUCAGUAAAAAUGGUCAUUUUAAUUUAUUAAAGUCAUUUGUCAUUUUAUAUUAAAAUGAUACUGUAGGUAUUUCUUCUACCCAAUGUCAGAUUAC